Salvelinus fontinalis (brook trout) is the source of this 6502-nucleotide messenger RNA. RefSeq names its product disabled homolog 2-interacting protein-like. The transcript is spliced from 16 exons. The record is from RefSeq and is a predicted model, not a curated record. Bases 341 to 3907 code for a protein of 1188 amino acids. Lineage: Eukaryota; Metazoa; Chordata; Actinopteri; Salmoniformes; Salmonidae. Gene Ontology annotation, biological process: regulation of GTPase activity.
CUCAGAGAACUGAAGUGAGAGGGAUUCGGAACUUGUUAAGUGACCAUCUGGUGAAAGGCAGAUGAUAAAAAAUGUGCUGUGUCUUUAAGAGUUGAGGAGCGAGAGCUGGCAGUGAGGCCCUAUGUUGAGCCCAACUUAAUCAUAGACUUGGAAAGGCUGCCAGAUGUAUCACAGCAGCAGCCAGAACACAGCACAGCUGCCCCUGCAAAACCAGGCAGCGCUACUCACUCUGGUAGGCGGGAGACGAGGCUAGGUUUCUGUGCCUCUCUCCAUUCUACAUCCGCACACACACAAACACAAUUGGCAGAGAGGAGCAUGCCUCAUUCGGUGCUUUGAAGUUAUGGAGUUGGACAACGCGGCCGAACUGGAGAGCUACAAUGAGCUCCAUCCUGAGAGGGUUGGCCGCAGGCGCAGUAUGCCGGGCAGCGCUCUGGACAAGUGCACCUCCAUAGAGCCAUCCACCUCCUUCAAAGUCACGGGUUUCCUGAGUCGCAGACUGAAGGGUUCCAUCAAACGCACCAAGAGCCAACCCAAGCUGGACCGCAACAGCAGCUUCAGAAACAUCCUGCCGGGCUUCAAAACCGCAGACAAUGACAGAUCCCAUCUAAUGCCGAGGCUGAAGGAAUCACGGUCUCAUGAGUCGUUGUUCAGCCCCAGCAGUGCAGUAGAAGCUUUGGAUCUCAGCAUGGAGGACGAGGUGUUGAUCAAACCGGUGCACAGCAGCAUCCUGGGCCAGGACUACUGCUUCGAGGUAACCACUUCCACUGGAACAAAAUGCUUUUCAUGUCGGUCAUCCGCCGAGAGGGACAAAUGGAUGGAGAACUUAAGGAGAGCUGUAAAUCCAAACAAGGACAACAGUCGGCGUGUGGAGAACCUGCUGAAAAUGUGGAUUAUUGAGGCCAAGGACCUUCCAGCCAAGAAAAGGUACUUCUGUGAGUUGUGUCUGGACGACACGCUUUACGCACGGACUACCUGCAAACUCAAAACAGACAAUGUGUUCUGGGGAGAGCACUUUGAGUUCAACAACUUGCCUGCCGUCAAAAGUGUCACCGUCCACCUGUACAGGGAGACUGAUAAGAAGAAAAAGAAGGACAAGAACAGCUAUGUGGGCCUGGUCAACAUUCCCGCCGGCGCCGUCACGGGACGCCAGUUCGUGGAGAAGUGGUACUCUGUGAGCACGCCCAACCCGAACAAAGGGAAAACUCCCGGACCUAUGAUUCGGCUCAAGUCGCGGUACCAGAGCAUGAGCAUCCUGCCUAUGGAGUCAUAUAAGGAGUUUGCGGAAUACAUUACCAAUAACUACAUGCUGAUGUGCUCCAUAAUGGAGCCUGGCCUCAGUGUGAAGAACAAGGAGGAGAUGGCCAGUGCCCUGGUUCACAUCCUACAGAGCACCGGCAAGGCUAAGGACUUCCUGACUGACCUGAUGAUGUCAGAAGUGGAUCGCUGUGGGGAGAACGAACACCUGAUCUUCAGGGAGAACACGCUGGCCACCAAAGCCAUCGAGGAGUACCUUAAACUGGUGGGGCAGAAGUACCUGCAGGACGCACUAGGCGAGUUCAUCAAGGCCCUGUACGAAUCAGACGAGAACUGUGAGGUGGACCCGGGCAAGUGUUCCUCAGGAGACCUCCCUGAGCACCAGAGCAACCUGAAGAUGUGCUGUGAGCUGGCCUUCUGCAAGAUCAUCGACUCCUACCGUGUUUUUCCGCGGGAGCUGAAGGAGGUGUUUGCCUCGUGGAGGCAGGAGUGCAGCAGUCGGGGCCGGCCGGACAUCAGCGAGCGUCUGAUCAGCGCCUCCCUGUUCCUGCGCUUCCUGUGUCCGGCCGUCAUGUCCCCGUCACUUUUCAACCUGAUGCAGGAGUACCCAGACGACCGCACCGCGCGAACCCUCACGCUCAUCGCCAAGGUCACACAGAACCUCGCGAACUUCACCAAGUUUGGUAACAAGGAGGAGUACAUGUCCUUUAUGAACCACUUCCUGGAGCACGAGUGGACAAACAUGCAGCGCUUCCUGCUGGAGAUCUCCAACCCAGAGACCAUCUCCAACACGGCAGGGUUCGAGGGUUACAUCGACCUGGGCCGCGAGCUCUCCACCCUGCACUCCCUGCUGGCCGAGGCAGUCUCUCAGCUGGACCAGAGCACAGCCUCUAAGCUUGGUCCACUGGCACGUAUCCUGCGGGAUGUGAACUCAGCACUGACCAACCCGUCUGGGGUCCAGGUGUCUACCCCCACGGAGCGUAUGGGCUCCCCCCCCCUUCCCCUCCCCCUGGCAGGCUGCAGCCUCUCCACCGGCCUGCCUCUCCACAAGAUGGUCAUGGACAGCGAGCUUUCUGGGUUGGUUGAUUUUACGAGGCUACCGUCGCCAACCCCAGAGAACAAGGACCUAUUCUUUGUGACGCGGAACUCUGGCAUCCAGCAGUCUCCAGCCAGAAGCUCCAGUUACUCGGAGGCCAACGAGGCUGAGGUGCAGCUCCCCAAUGGCAGCAAGAGUCUAUCAAUGGUGGACCUGCAAGAUAGCCGCAGCCUGGAGAGUACCCCUGGCCCCCGCCCUGCCUCCCCCAGCGACAUGCUCCUCAAUGAAUGCCAGUCCCCCGUCGCCCCUGGGCCAGGGGGCUGGGCCGCCCGCACCCCUCAGGGCAUUAUCCCCGGCCCCGGCCCCGGACCCACCCUCAGGAGAAUGGUUCAGACCCCCACCAACCCUAGCACAGAGAGCAGCACCCUAGGUCCAGGGAGGCCCUCCCAGCUCCUGGCCCCGCUUUCAUUCCAGAACCCCGUUUACCAGAUGGCCACGGGCAUGACCAUGAGCAUGUCCCCGCGGGGCCCCCUGGCCGAUUCAGGCUCCGAGGGCCACAGCUCUCACAGCUCUCAGGGCAACAACACAGAGGAUGCCCCCAAGCACCAGGGGGUAUUCCUCACCCAAGGGGUUGCAGUCGGGAGCGGGGGAGGCAGCAGCAGUGAGGAGUUUGCGCGGCGCUCAGGGGAGUUCACGACCCGCCGCCAGCUGUCCCUCAUGGAACCCCCACGGCAGAACAGCUCCGGUCCCCAGCGCAGGAUAGACCAGCCCCCUCCGCCCGUCACUAGGGGCAGGACGCCGCCAAACAUGCUCCAGACGGCCUACCCUGGGCCGCGGCCCUCCAGCGGCAGCAUGAUGUCAUCAUCUCCCGACUGGGGGCCUAGUGGCGGCACCCGGUUGAGACAGCAGUCGUCCUCAUCCAAAGGGGACAGUCCUGAGACCAAGCAGCACACCCUGCACAAAGCUUUGUGUGUGCGUGAUGUGUGUGCGUGUUCGUCCCACCAGGCCCCCUCCCCUGUGAACCCCAAUGCUCUGGACCGCACUGCUGCCUGGCUGUUGAAUAUGAAUGUGCAGUAUUUAGACCAUGAGGGAGUUGACCCAGAUACCAAGCACAGGGAAGACCUUCGAAACAAAGAGGAGCUCACUCAAACUGAAAAGUACCAGCAGGAGAUCGCCAUCCUGCAGGACAAGCUGCGUCUGUCAGCCAAGAAGCUGGAGGAGUAUGAGUGUCACCUGAAGGGCCAGGACGAGCAGACCCAGACGAUGCUGCUGGAGUACCAGGCACGCCUGGAGGACACGGAGGAGCGCCUGCGCCGGCAGCAGGACGACAAGGAGCUCCAGAUGAAGAGCAUCAUCACCAGGCUGAUGUCUGUUGAGGAGGAACUGAAGAAAGAUCAUUCAGAUAUGCAAUCGAUAGUGGACUCAAAACAGAAGAUCAUUGAAGCCCAGGAGAAACGCAUUGCCUCUCUGGACUCGGCCAACGCCCGCCUGAUGAGCGCUCUGACCCAGCUGAAGGAGCGCUACAGCAUGCAGACCCGUAACGGCAUCUCCCCCACCAACCCCAGCAAACUCCAGAUCACUGAGAACGGAGAGUUCAGGAACAGCAGCAACUGCUAGGGAUGGGGAGAGGGCCUCGCCCAACUCAAUAACACUUGGGCUAGGGGAGAGACGAGAAUAUGGCCCACACCCAGUCACUCUCUGGAGAAACGUGUUCAUACUGAACAAAUCCAUUAUUUUCAAUGGAUGAGGUCAUGAUGACAUAAGGAGUAGACUGACUAUGAAGCUGUUGCUGAACAAUAUAAAGGAAUUCGUCAGAUUGACUUAAGAUAAAGUUAUAAUGUCUACAACACCUGGCUGCAUGACGUCCCAGACUCUCUAUCCCAGUACAUUAAACAACAUUGUAACAAAUAAGAUGGGAAUAGGUUGCACUUAUCUUGGAAAGAGCCUGUUUUUGAAGUGAUUGAACCAUUGUAAGCUUCAGAAUGUUUCAGAUUUCUCAUGGACCCGUAUAAUUUUCAGUCACCGCGUUGAAAUAGCACAGGUUGCUAAAAGAGGACGCUCCUUUAUGGAUCCUACACCUUUUUAGAGCGCACUUGUACCCUACAUGUCCCUCUGACCUACAGUAUACAGUACUAACAUGCUCAGCCCCUUUCUUCUGGCAACAGUAUAGUACAACACAAGUGUGUAUAUAUAGUACAUUGUAGCAUCAAUCUUCGAUUUUCCUCAAUGGCUGUUUUCUAACCCACAGUUUUUUGUUUCAAACUUCAAUAGCGUACAUACAGUAUGUGUUGCCAAGUGAACAACUCUCGAUCAGUGAAAGCCUCCUCUGUUGACCAGCUUUGAAAAACAGAGCUUUGCUGAAAACACAUCCCGAUAGCAAGUGUUUCUGUAUUCUACCUGUAUAUUUUAGGUAUCCCCUUCUUUUCUUACCUCAAAUAAAUUUUUUGCAUGUAUCAUAUCAGGACUACAGUAGCAGAACAUGCUAGCUUUGUUUUAAAUUGAUAAUAUUAAGGAAAGAGCUCAACUAUUUAAUGUUUUGCAUACUUUGUAUGUGCUUAAAUAUCCGUCUAUUUAGAGGUUUAAAUGCCUCAGAGAUGUAUAUAAAAUGUUCACAGUAUUUUUAUUGAUUGUUUGGAAUAGUAUCUGUACAGUAAGUGUUCCUUGUAUUAAACUCGGCUGUUCUAAUAUUACAAUUGAAGAGGUUCUGACUAAUUUUGGCUCUACUUCAGUAGACAGUUCACACAUCCUUUGAGCCAUUAUUCCCUUUUCAUACGUAGGUAUUCUUUGUUCAAAAUUCACAAUUUAUUGAUGCUGUUAAAUGAAUGAUAUUGAUAAACAUAGUUUACUGUGUAUUUAAAUGGUUAUGUGUGGGCCAGUCCUAUAUUGUUUGCAGUUUGUCAGUGCUGAAUAGAAUAGGACUGAACUCUAAUACCUGGCCACCCCUCUACCCUUGCACAUCUGGAACUUAGCUAAGGACCCUACAAUAUGCACUUUCAACCAACAGAAACACUCUUUCAUUUAGAAUACCUUCUAUCCAAAGUAAAGAACAAAACAUCCAUAUGGGGUUUUAGGCUGUAACUGAGGUAUAAACCAGAUUCAUUGAUAGUUUCAAUUCCCUCUUGUGUUGAUUAAGGGCUCGAUUCAAUCCGUAUCGCGGAUGUUCAGCGCUAUAGCGCAAUUUACAUUUUUUAAAGGCAAUGUUCCAGCGUUCACGGAGUCUGCAUUCUUGGUAAAGAAUGCGAAUGUCGGCUCAAUCGGAAAUGACCUUUACAUUUCAAUUGUGCUAUCGCUCUGAACUAUUGUGAUUCAGGUUUAAUCGAACCCUAAAGCUAUACAAAUGGAGUGGACUCAAAGGCUUUUUUGUGUAGUCUUAUUUAAGUUGCAGGUAGCUAAUUUUAGCAACCAUCAAAGGUGGUCUCAACAAAUGGCUUGAUUUCUCAAUUCUGACUUCUGCAAAUUCUCCUGUGAAAGCACUAGCGGUCUGCUUUCAUGAAGUUAGAGGCACGUCAAACAUGAAUCACUGUGUCUGGUCUGGAAACGUUCAGCUUAAACAGACUGAUCAUUUUGAAAGUAUGUUCUGUUCUUCAAAUUAAAGUGUUGUAAAAUUGUAUGUAUGGUAUGCUCUAAAUUAUGUUUGUUUAUAUCAGUUCCUUAUUUAUUGAAUUGCUAUAUUGUUUUUGAUUUAAUAAUAUGCCCUCGUGAUGGAUUGUUUUGAAGAUGCAGGCAUAAAGAAAAGUAUGUUUUCUGGAAGGAAUGUGCUCCUAAUUCCCUCAAGUGGUCUUACUACACCCAACCUGCUCUGUCAAGAGAAAAUGUAUUUAGAGGGUUUCAAUUGAUUUUCUCUUUCAAAGCCAAAGGUGCAUCUAUCCCGCUAUGAUGUUAUUUUAUUGAAAGGAAAUAGUAUAUACUGCACCAGAAACCACAGAUCAAUUCACAAUAUUGUGCAUCUUCAUGGUCUCUCAGUUCUUUUAGGGAGGUUUUUCAACCAUUUUGCAAGAAGAGUGACUUACCAAAACUAUUCUCUUUUCCUUGCUCUAUAUAAUACUGGACGAUAUUUUUGCCAUGUUGUCACUGCAAACUCAUAACUUUUGAAUGAAUGUUAAAAUAAUAAUUUGAUUUGUGUAAAUGGUAACAAGAAUAGGUCAACUAAAGUGUAUGUAAUUUAUGUACAAAUUCAACUAGACUUAUUAAAGAUUUAUUUCGUUAUUUUAA